Molecule: messenger RNA, 1892 nt
Organism: Drosophila busckii
Lineage: Eukaryota; Metazoa; Arthropoda; Insecta; Diptera; Drosophilidae
Gene: AP-1mu
Product: AP-1 complex subunit mu-1
Exons: 3
Coding region: 219-1499 (426 amino acids)
Biological process (GO): intracellular protein transport; vesicle-mediated transport
Cellular component (GO): clathrin adaptor complex; clathrin-coated vesicle
Molecular function (GO): clathrin-cargo adaptor activity
Source: RefSeq, a predicted model, not a curated record
AAGUAACACUGGCACUAAGUAAGAAAAAAAUUUCGUGUGACUAAACUAUAAAUCUUACAGUUCUACUUGCGUGGAAAAGACAAAAACUCUACGCUUUAUAAUAAUAAUGCCCAAGCGGAGGACAGCAAAAACAGUUUGACAUUCACAUACUCGUUUUGAACAAGUGGCAGCUGCGAGCUUUUGUGGAAAGAAAAGAGCCAUAGAAAAAUUAAGCAAUCAUGUCUUCAUCAGCCAUUUUUGUGCUGGACGUAAAGGGCAAGGUGUUGAUAUCCCGAAAUUAUCGCGGAGACAACAUUGACAUGGCUGUAAUUGACAAAUUCAUGCCGCUGCUCAUGGAACGCGAAGAGGAGGGCCUUGUCACACCCAUAUUACAGACGUCAGAGACAACAUUUGCCUACAUCAAGACAAACAAUCUGUAUAUUGUGUCCACAACGCCGCGCAACAAGAAUGUAAAUAUUGCGUUAGUUUUUGUAUUUUUACACAAAAUCGCACAGGUGUUUGUUGAGUACUUCAAAGAGCUGGAGGAAGAGUCAAUACGUGACAAUUUUGUCAUCAUAUACGAGCUGCUCGAUGAGCUGAUUGACUUUGGCUAUCCCCAAACGACGGAUUCGAAAAUACUGCAAGAGUAUAUAACGCAGGAGGGACACAAACUAGAGCUUCAACCGCGCAUACCCGUAGCCGUAACAAAUGCGGUUUCUUGGCGUUCGGAGGGCAUCAAGUAUCGCAAGAAUGAAGUUUUUCUCGAUGUGAUCGAGUCGGUUAAUCUGUUGGCCAAUGCCAAUGGCAAUGUGCUGCGCAGCGAAAUAGUGGGCGCCAUUAAAAUGCGAGUCUACUUAUCUGGCAUGCCGGAGUUGCGCUUGGGCCUGAACGACAAAGUACUCUUCGAGAGCACUGGACGUGGUAAAUCAAAAUCCGUUGAGCUGGAGGAUGUCAAGUUUCAUCAAUGCGUACGUUUGUCGCGCUUCGAAAACGAUCGCACAAUCUCCUUUAUACCACCUGAUGGCGAGUUUGAGCUUAUGUCGUAUCGCCUAAACACGCACGUGAAGCCACUGAUUUGGAUUGAGUCGGUUAUUGAACGACAUGCCCACUCACGUGUGGAGUACAUGAUAAAGGCAAAGUCGCAGUUUAAGCGUAGAUCGACUGCCAAUAAUGUUGAAAUUGUUAUACCUGUGCCGGCUGAUGCGGAUUCGCCCAAGUUUAAGACCACCAUUGGCAGUUGCAAAUAUGCGCCGGAACAGAAUGCUAUUAUUUGGACAGUUAAAUCGUUCCCUGGCGGGAAGGAGUAUCUGAUGCGUGCUCACUUUGGUCUACCCAGCGUUGAGAAUGAAGACAACGCAGAGGGCAAACCACCAAUACAGGUGCGCUUUGAGAUACCUUACUUUACCACAUCGGGCAUACAAGUGCGUUACUUAAAAAUUAUUGAAAAGAGCGGUUACCAGGCGCUGCCCUGGGUGCGUUACAUCACACAGAACGGCGACUAUCAGCUGCGCACCAACUAAAGACAUCUGACAGACAGUCAUUCCAGCCAAGCUAAAGCAAAGUAAAUUGCUUCAGUCUAAGAUACAACGCUUCACCUACACUGUGCGUGCCCGAAUUAAGUCAAAAAGUAUAAUUUAAGUUAAGUCGAAAAAGCUUUUAAACUGCUAAGCAAAUUGAUUUUUAUGUACUUAUAACAAAUUAACUGUUUACAAUUUACAUACUAUAUAGAAAAUGCUGUUGUGAAUUUGUUGUACAAUUGCAUAAAACUCAAUUUACACAUUUGCAGCUUACAAUUCCUUUAAUAAAUUUGUAUUGUUUUCUUUUGCGUAUUGUAUUUGUAUUUGUAAAUCGAAACUAAUAAAUUUUAACACAUUUGUCCAAGAAAAACAUUGAACCUUGGGUUGGACCCACAA